Messenger RNA from Corythoichthys intestinalis (scribbled pipefish), 2163 nucleotides. RefSeq names its product piggyBac transposable element-derived protein 2-like. The transcript is spliced from 2 exons. Lineage: Eukaryota; Metazoa; Chordata; Actinopteri; Syngnathiformes; Syngnathidae. Bases 778 to 1638 code for a protein of 286 amino acids. The record is from RefSeq and is a predicted model, not a curated record.
AAUGCAAAUGGAUAGCUCAGAUGAAGUCCCUGAUAACCCUCUUUACAAUCCUACCAAGUAAGACAUGGAGAGUGACGAGUCAAGUCAGUGUUAUGAAUUAGGCAAUAGUGAAUUAAAAUAAAAUAGGUCCAACCUAGGCAAAAAAACAAGAAGCAGAAGGAACUGUCCAAGGUAGAAAACACCUUUCUUGGAGGAGCAAACCUUUUGAAACCCCUGAGUGCACAUUCAAAGGACUACAUGUCACACCUCCAGACAUUCUUCGUAGUCCUCUUGAGUACUUUAGAAAGUUCAUAACAACAGAAAUGCUUGAAUUACUCAAAGAACAAACACAUUUGUACAGUGUACAAAAGUCGGAAAAGCAAAACAAUGUGAACACCACUGUAAAAGAACUGGAAAUCAUGAUUGGUCUUUAACUGCGAAUGGGUCUUUGUCAACUGACAGGAAAUUGUGCGUACUGGGAAAAUGACACAAGAUGUCCCAUGGUUGCUGAGGUCAUGUCACAUAAUCGUUCUCAGAACCUGCUGGUCAAUUUAUAUUUCACUGACCACACUGACUUAUCAAUCAGGCAAGCAGAAGAUAAGUGUUGGAAGAUCCGGCCAUGGUUGGAUAUGUUUCGCAAACAAUGUCUGGAUAUCACUCCGGAAGAGCACAACUCGAUUGAUGAGCAAAUGGUGUCAUUCAGAGGGACACACAGUCUAAUAAGAAAGUAUGUGAAGGGCAAGCCCCAUCCUUGGGGGUUUAAAAUUUGGAGUCGCUGUUCUUCCUCAGGAAUCUUUUAUGAUUUUGUCGUGGUCAAGCUUUGUGAAACUCUUCCGUCAGACCAGAAUUACAAAGUGUUUGCCGACAAUCUUUUCUCUUCAGCACCGCUGGUGCUCAACCUUCUUCAACGAAAGAUCUACUUUGUGGGAACUCUGCGUGGCAAUCGCUUGGCUGGGUGUCAGCUUGAAGAUGAGAAAAGUCUUGCCAAGACAGGAAGAGGAUCUAUUGACGCCAGGGUGGAAAAAAGAAGAAAGGCUGGCCAUUGUCAAGUGGUAUGACAACAAAUCUGUUAUCUUGAUCUCAUCCUACUGUGUAGUUGAGCCUCAAGAUACCGUCCGACGCUGGAGCAAAGCAGACAAGAAAUUUUUAGAGGUCAGAUGGCCACACAUUGUAAGGGAGUACAACACGCUCAUGGGAGGAGUAGAUCUCCUUGAUGGAUGCAUUGCAAGGUGCAAGUACCACAUGAGGUCACGGAGGUGGUACCUGUACUUGUUCUGGCACAGCAUCAUGUUAGGUCUGGUUAAUGCAGGGUUGAUCUACCGCCGUGACUGUAAACUACUUGGUGUCAAAAAUACACUGCGACAAAAGAGCUUCCAGGCGGAAGUUGCCACUAGCCUCAUUCUUACGCAGACACGAAGAGGCCGACCAUCACUUAGCGAAGCAUCUCCGUCACCACCCCCACCCCCCAAGAGAGUUCGUGUUGGAGUUCCAGAUGAUGUUCGCUCUGAUCAAGUUGCACACUGGCAUCUGAAAUGUGAAAAACGUGGACGCUGCAAACUCUGCAAAGUUUACGCAACUACCACCCUCUGUGAGAAAUGUGAUGUGUGUCUUUGCCUCACCGAGGAACGAAACUGUUUCAAGUUUUACCAUUUGGCAUAGGCUAAAAGGCUUGUCCGAUACUCAACAGAGGAACGAACUUUGAACAUUUUUCAGACAUGGUGCUGAUGAUGUGGGUUCUAUUUUUCAUCAGCAUUUUUAUUUAUUUGCACAUCUAAUGUUUACAGGUUUGUUGUUCCGUUCUCUGUACCCAUGGUAGCUUGUUAAAUGCCCCAAAAUAAGCAGUAUUAUUUAUUUUUGAUACAAUUCCAAUAUUUAUUUUUUUACACUAAGCAAAGCUAAAUAAUUUUAUGUUAAAUCUUGUCAUUAAAGUCAGAGCUUUGAUAUGUGUUGUUAAAAUGCAAAUAAAAAGGCAGUUUACAUGUUGCUGAGCACUAAAAAUGGUCAUGUUUACUUACUGUUAAAUUAAGAACAUCUUUACUACUAACGCCCAAUGUGGCAAAUAUGUAACAAUGCAGAUCUAUGGUAUGAAAAACUUUUAUUUUGAAAAAAACAUCAAAAAUGUGUUUCAUGUGGUCCACUUGGUCUGUGGUAUACACCACAUAAUUUUCAUGCAAGGAAAAAUGG